CAUCACCAAGGGCAUCCUCUCUCCAGAAUUUGGUCGUCCCGAACACCCUCCCUCCUUCCUUCGCCCAACCUCGUCUAGACGCUCUCCGAGACUCGUCUGUCCUGCAGCUGUUACUGCAGCUGCUGUUGAGGUAGGUGUAGGAGGAGACACAGGAGGAGAGACUUAAAAGCGGACUGGGAAAAAGAAGCCAAGAGUGGACAGGAAUUUUCCUGGAGACAGGAAUCUAUGGCAACCUCAGGCUCGGGCUCAGUGGAGGAGCGGGAUUCGUCCUCGACAGCUCCUCCACGAAGCUCCAGCUCGUGGAAGUCACGGCUUCAGAGACGGCGACGGAACAUACAUGGCCGCCUCUCUGCCCUUCACGAUGGCAUCCCAUAUCUCCGAAGGCUUCCCCUUCCGGUCAUCUUGAUCGUCACCUUGCUGAUCCUGGUCAACCUCGUGGUCUGGGCGAUAUGCGGCCUGAUUCUGUCGUCGCACACUCAUCUUCUCUCCACCGCGGCGUUAGCGUACACCCUGGGUCUUCGCCAUGCCCUGGACGCCGACCACAUUUCUGCCAUCGACCUGAUGACCCGCCGAUUGAUAGCGACGGGUCAGAGACCAGUGACUGUGGGGACCUUCUUCAGCCUCGGCCACAGCACCAUCGUCGUCAUAACGUCGAUUGUGGUCGCAGCCACCGCAGCAGGCAUAGCCGGGCGGUUUGACAGCUUUGGCACUGUCGGAGGUAUCAUCGGGACUUCUGUCUCGGCGGCGUUCUUGAUCCUGCUUGGUAUCAUGAACGCCUACAUCCUGUACAAGCUGGUCGUGCAGAUCAAAAAGGUCAUCCGCCUGCAGCCGGACCAAGAGGCCGAGGAGGCCUGGAAGAUCGAAGGGGGCGGAUGCCUCUUCCGCGUGCUGAAGAAAAUGUUCAAGCUCAUCGACCGCCCGUGGAAGAUGUAUCCCCUCGGAGUCCUCUUCGGCAUGGGCUUUGACACGAGCUCCGAGAUCGCCCUACUGGGGAUCAGCAGCAUUCAGGGCGCCAAAGGAACCAGCAUCUGGCUGAUCUUGAUCUUCCCCGUGCUGUUUACUGCAGGGAUGUGCCUCGUCGACACGAUAGAUGGCGCGCUCAUGAUGAGUCUGUACGUUGCUCCAAUGGGCAUGGGCACGAGCAAGAAGGCCUUCCCAGGCGAAGAGGCCCAGAGUCACGGGAUUCCCGAGCAGAUCCUCACGACCCCAGACGAUCCGCUGGUCCUAGAAGACGUCGAACAAGCAGCUAUACAUCCAGCGACGACAGAACCGCCACAGCACCAACAAGCGGCGCCCCCCACCCCCCAUCCACCAGCAGCACGCGUCAAAGAUCCCCUGACGUUUCUAUACUACUCGAUUGUCCUGACCUCGUUGACCGUGCUGUGCGCCAUCAUCAUCGGCAUGUUGCAGCUCCUCUCGCUGAUCCUCAACGUCGCCUCUCCCAAGGGCGCGUUCUGGGACGGCGUCGCCAGGGCCGGCGACCUGUACGAGGUCAUCGGCGGCGCCAUCUGCGGCAGCUUCGUCGUCGUCGGCGGCAUCAGCGUGCUCUGCUACAAGCCCUGGAGGAGGUGGGUGGACCGGGAGAGGGCCAGGCUGAGAGUUGCCAACAGCCCGGGCGAUGGUGACGUUGGCGCCGAUAACGAUGACAAUGGCAACGACGGCAUCGCGAGGUGUGUGGAGGAUGCGACGCAUGGUUCCCAAGGAUGCGAACGGGACGAUCUCGAGCAGGGCGCCGUCUUCGUCCGCGAAGAGGAGCUGGUUCGGACGGACGGAAAGACCACGCACAUCCACAGGGAGAGAGCGGGCGGCAAGCCGUUCGACACUAGCUCUUCUGGCGCGCCAGCAACUGCGAAUGCAGGAUCGAGUGGCAGUAGAGGAGGUCGGCAUCAUCAAUACCGGGAUUCAACGUGACGUGGUUAUCGAGCUGGACUGUAUAACGGUCUUCCACAAUGGGCCGUCAAAAGAGUUUACACGAAGCGCCGUACAGAACUAGCGCACGAGGGAAAAAAAGAGUCGGCUCCAAAGACAAUCCAAGAUUCAUGAUUUCAUAUAAAAGGCACUGGAGACAUGAAGGCCUGAUCACUAGCACAUGAUAUAGAUGAUACGCCGUCCUGAGCGGUCCUUGAG
Molecule: messenger RNA, 2127 nt
Organism: Cladophialophora immunda
Lineage: Eukaryota; Fungi; Ascomycota; Eurotiomycetes; Chaetothyriales; Herpotrichiellaceae
Exons: 1
Coding region: 226-1911 (561 amino acids)
Biological process (GO): nickel cation transmembrane transport
Cellular component (GO): plasma membrane
Molecular function (GO): nickel cation transmembrane transporter activity
Source: RefSeq, a predicted model, not a curated record